CUUGUGUACCUCACACACUCUCAGCCUCCUCGCAUCAUCCGCGGAGGAGCUCCGCCGUCGCCCGUUUUUCUCUCCUCGCCGAGCGGCUGCUUCGCGGUAACGGAGCCGCUCCAGCUUUCCUCCAACACUUUUUGUUUUCUUUCUUUCUUUUUUGGUUAAAAAAUAUCCCCAAUUGUCUCUGUGCAUCCGACGCCGACUGUUCCAUUCAAAGCGAAAGCGACUCGUCCUCCCCACCGUCACACGGGAGAAUAUUACGGCUCCGCCAGGCGCAUUUAUUCUCUCCAACCCCGAGAGGUGGGAAACGUUUGAGGACAAAAAGGAAAACAACAGCAGUGAUUCGUGGACGAGCGGCGCACCAUGAGAAUAAUUCAACUACCAACCAGGUCUUCUGCAUGGCUUCUGGAGUGAAGAUGGACAGCCUUUUAUUCCACUUACACCAUCCGAGCUCCAUGCAUCGAGGUGACCGUGGGAUGCAGCACAAUGCUGAGACUCUCCAAUCAGGCCGAACAGGGUCCUUGAAUUAAAUUAAGACUGAUGCCGGAGGAGACAGAAAACCAGGUUGGAUGCAUUGGUUUUUACUGCAGCAGUCUGUAGUAUAGUGUACUUAAAGUAUUAUGUCCAUGAUAAUGAUUAUAUAAGUAAUUUCUUACCCACAAUGCUACAGACAGACAACCUGAAUAUUUGAUUUGAAAAAUUUGCAGAAAAGCUGUAUAAAAACAUGCAAAAGUUUCAUUUUUAGUGCCUAAAUACGGCCUGUUUAGUGUCUUUGCUUUACCAGAGUCAGCUGAUUGGAUGUGAACCAUAAGUUCGAGGUCAGAACUCUCCUCUUUAUCUGUCUCCUUCUUCAAAAAUGAAGUAGGAGCAAAUGAAGGAGCAAAGGCCGACAAAUGAACUGAUUAAUUCACAGGACUCGUGGCCACAGAAAUCUCUAUUAAGAAGUCUUGUUCUAUUUUCUUCUGUACCACGUCAACCUUGCUUUCAAAGUUACUGCAAAUGUGAUUGAAAAUCUUUUGUCCCGACAAUCAUAAAUAAAUUAUAGCCCUCUUAUAAAUAACACUGACUCACCCUCUAUCCAAAAAUCAAUCACAAUUCAAGUGGUCCCACUCUUAAUGGGCAUAUUCAAAUGAGAUGUCAUUGUAGCGUUCUCCUCUGUCCACUGUCCACUCCAUUUGUCCAAUUGCACUGUCAGAUAUGUAAUAUCCACAAUUGGAGGGCGGGAAGAGAAUCACGUCUGUCUCGGCAGAAGCAUCUAGAAAAAAUAUUCACGUAACGUUAGAACCGAAAGCCUAAUGAAAUAAAAAAAAUGUCAUCUCAUUUCGCAGAAUAAAACAGACACCUGUCGACUUGUUUGCAGGGUGAAGCUGGCAUGGACCUCUUUGUCUAAAUGAAGCGGUUCAGCCAUGCAAUGUUCCUGGAAGGCAGUGAUUCUGCUGGCCUUGGCCUCCAUCGCCAUCCAGUACACGGCCAUCCGGACUCUCACCUCCAAGCCUUUCCAGCUGUGCCCUUUGCCCAGCCCCCAGAACUGUGGUCUCGGGGGCCAGGAGACCGAGCCCCCCUUUGAGCGGGGAGCGGCCGGCUGCGACGACUACCCUUACUUCUCCGUCAACGCCACCCGCAAAACGCACAUCCUGGUGCUGGCCACCACCCGGAGCGGCUCCUCCUUCGUCGGCCAGCUGCUCAACCAGCACCAGGAGGUGUUCUACCUGUUCGAGCCCCUUUACCACGUCCAGACCACGCUGAUCCCGCGCCUGUCGCACAGCCGCAACGCGGCCGACCGCCGCGUGAUGCUGGGCGCCAGCCGGGACCUCCUGCGCAGCCUGUACGGUUGCGACCUCUACUUCCUGGAGAGCUACAUCAAACCGACGCCCGCCAACCACACCACGGACAAACUGUUCCGGCGCGGCGCCAGCCGAGCGCUGUGCCAGCAGCCCGUGUGCGACGCCUUCGGCCCCGCCGAUGUCAACGUCGAAGAAGGGGACUGCGUGAAGAAGUGCGCGGCCCUGAACAUGACCUCGGCGACGGAGGCGUGCCGCGAGAGGAGACACGUGGCAAUCAAAAUCGUCCGGGUGCCGGAGAUCGGAGAUCUGCGCGCUCUGGUGGAGGACCCGCGGCUGAACAUCAAGGUGAUUCAGCUGGUCAGAGACCCGCGCGGCAUCUUGUCGUCGCGGAUCGAGACCUUCAGGGAUACGUAUCGUCUGUGGCGCAUUUGGAGGGCCACGGGGCGGCGGCCCUACAACCUAGACUUGAGUCAGCUCACGGUCGUCUGUGAAGACUUCCUCAGUUCCGUAUCGACCGGUCUCGGCCAUCCCUACUGGCUGAAAGGGAAAUACAUGUUGGUGCGUUAUGAGGAUCUGGCCAGGAAUCCGCUCCUCAAGACAAAAGAGAUGUACGACUAUCUGGGGCUGCCUUUGGAUAAAAACGUGGAAGAGUGGAUACACGCAAACACCCGGGGGAGCAGUGAGCCCUCAGCCAAACACAAGUUUGGUACAGUGAGGGACUCGGCGGCUAAUGCCGAGAGUUGGCGCUUGAAACUGUCUUACGACAUGGUAGAGUACACGCAGAGUGUUUGUCAAAAAGUACUUCACCAGCUGGGAUACAAGGCUGUGAAAUCAGUCGAGGAACUGAAAAACAUGUCCCUCUCACUGGUUCAGGACAAAGCUUUUGUACCAUUUUUGUAACAAAGAUAGUUCUCUAAUGACUAUUUUUGAUAUAUUUAUAAAUGUUGCCUUAUGAUUUCUGUUUUUUGUUUCUGUACUUUUGUUUCUUGAAAUUUGCACUAAAGAUUUUGAACGCACCGAGGGAACAGCGGACGAUUCCCUCAUUGUCACAGAACAGCACACUUUAAACACCGAGUAAUCAAACAAGCUAGUUUACAAAUGUCUCAUUUUGUUUUAUUUCAUCAAUAGAACCUAAUACGAGGCCCUGUCUUCAUGACCUUUACCUGUAUGCAAGUUGUUCUCUUCAAAAAUCAUGGGAUGGAAAUCAGGUGGGGUUGGGACAAGGCCGACGUGCUUCUUUUAAACCUGUGAUGGGAAAUUCAGACUCUACUGUUCAAUAAACAGCGAAUGUGGCAGUCAACCUUUACCAACAUGGCAUUUCUAUCCAUGCGGGAAGAGGAGAGAUACUUCUGACAGAUGCCGUGCUCGCAAUGGAUAAUUGCAAACAAUUAAUAGGCUCUCGAGUUAGAGGAACAGAAUCCCACUGGAGGUGGUGAGUGUCUCACCAGAGGAUUUACAACCAUCUGUGACAGAAAAACACAAACUAAUGAGAGAUAAUGUCAAAAUGUUAAAAACCGUUGGUGCUUGGAGGAUACACGCAGGAAGGUUACAGCAUUAGAAACACGAAUGUGGACAUGACACGGGUCUUUAUUCUAGUAGCACUCUCAUGAACUGAAUCUGUUCAUUUUAUUUAAUAGUUGAUUUUUUUUUUAUUUGUUCUCGAUUUAUUCUAAAUUCAGUGUGAAAUGAACACGGCCUUUUGUCUUAUUUACGAUUAAAAUUGUUCAAGCUAUUGUC
Molecule: messenger RNA, 3515 nt
Organism: Gasterosteus aculeatus aculeatus (three-spined stickleback)
Lineage: Eukaryota; Metazoa; Chordata; Actinopteri; Perciformes; Gasterosteidae
Source: RefSeq, a predicted model, not a curated record